Diabrotica balteata is the source of this 1677-nucleotide messenger RNA. The record is from the annotation of a GenBank genome assembly. NCBI's taxonomy places the organism in Eukaryota, Metazoa, Arthropoda, Insecta, Coleoptera, Chrysomelidae.
CAAAAACGAUGAUUUAUGUACACCUGAUAAUAGUAUUAUUGUUGAAUACUUUUAUAAUUGUCACUAAAUGUGAAGAUCCAGUAAUAACAUUACCCUAUGGACAAAUCCGAGGAGUAUAUACCAAAACGAUACGAUACCGAAAACCAUUUUAUGCUUUUUUGCAAGUGCCUUAUGCCGCACCUCCUGUGGGUAACCUCAGGUUUAUGCCUCCUCAACCUGCAAAACCGUGGACUGGUAUCUUAGAUACUAAACAAAAUAACAAAGAAUGUCAUCAAGUAGGAAAAACGUCACCUCACAUAAGUGAAGAUUGUUUGUACCUUAACGUAUAUACACCAGUGGCCCCAGGCACAAAUUCUAAUUUACCUGUAUUGGUUUACAUCUAUGGUGGAGCCUUUAUACAUGGAUCUCUUUGGUUCGGAACAUUACAACCACAAAAUCCUAUCGAAAAAGACGUUGUAGUGGUACUAUUUAAUUACAGAAUAGGGCCUUUAGGAUUUCUGUCAACUGAAGAUGAUGUUAUAGAAGGAAAUAUGGGACUAAAGGACCAAUUAUUUGUUUUAAAAUGGGUGAACGAAAAUAUACACCUAUUUGGUGGAGAUUUUAAUAAAGUAACUAUAAUGGGACAGAGUGCAGGAGCAGCUUCAGUAACCUAUCAUAUUUUAAGUCCGCAAUCUAAAGGUUUAUUCAGAGCAGCUGUAGCUGAAAGUGCUUCGGCACUAUGUACCUGGGCCUACCAAAGGAACGCGAAACAAACAGCUUAUGGGCUAGCUUUAGAGAUAGAUCCCAAUUUUGGAACGAAUCGAUCAUCUGCCGAUCUGCUUGAGUUUUUGCAAAGUGUUGAUGUUAGUAAGAUAGAUGGUACUGCAGAUAAAUACAAUGAAUUCGCACCUGUUAUAGAAACCCGUCAUUCUGAUGCUUUUAUUACAGAACCAAUGUAUGAAACAAUUAAAGGCGGUAAUAUUAAUAAAGUUCCACUGCUUAUUGGAUAUUGUUCAGAAGAACAGAUUCUCCACGCGAACGAUAUGGCGAAUUGGAAAAAGUAUAUUGAGAGACAUUAUCGCGAUCCUAAAAAACUGGUUAAUCAAGAUAUGAACGUGCAGGAUUUGGAAAAAUACGAAACUAUUGGAAAGCAAAUUCAAAACAUCUAUACAACUGGCUCAUUGGCCGAUGAGCCUGGAAAAGCAAUUCAGUUCAGCAGUGACGACACUUACAUUCGACCUGUAAUACGUUUUGCAGAACUGCAGUCCUGGCUUACCGAUGUAUUUUUAUACCAGUUUUCGUAUCAUGGUAUAAUAGGUAAUAAUAAUGCAACAGUUGAUGGAGUUCCAGGUAGAGUUGCACACGCAGAAGAUGUGAGAUAUUUUUGGACGUAUUUCAAAAACUACAGUGAAUUUCCCAAAGAAGAUGUCACAACUGUAGAUCGAUAUUUAGGAUUGAUAACUAAUUUUAUUAAAUAUCUGAAUCCUACUCCACAAAACGAAGAAAUUUUUGAAAAUGUCCUGUGGCCCAAGUUAACUAGCACUGAGAUGUAUUAUUUGGAUAUUGAUAAGAAUUUAACUGUAAAACAACAUCCAAGGGAGUUUUCUUACCAGAAAUGGGUUGAUAUAUACAAUGAAUAUGCUACUGGGACACAAAUAACUUAUUAAAUUAUUUUAAAUAAAUAAAAUUUCAGAAGUA